Messenger RNA from Cuscuta campestris, 1268 nucleotides. Lineage: Eukaryota; Viridiplantae; Streptophyta; Magnoliopsida; Solanales; Convolvulaceae. The record is from the annotation of a GenBank genome assembly.
AAUAAAUAUAAGGCGCUUUCACUUGGCCAGUGUUCUUCAUCAUCUCUUUGGAUUUGGAGACAGAACCAAUUCACAAGCUCGCACGUAGGGACAGAUGAGUCCAAAAAGGAAAACCAAUCCCGCCGGCGCCGGUGAUCGUAAAACUGGCCGGAAAAGGCAGAAGUUGUCCCCGGAAGCUCCCGGAAAUAUCGACUACUUCGAUUGCUUGCCCGACGACAUCCUCAUCUCCGUCCUCGCUAAACUCUGCUCCGCCGCCGAUUCCCCUGCAGAUUUCUUUAACUCCUUGAUGACAUGCAAGAGGUUUUACGGGCUGGGAUUUCAUCCCGCGGUGGUUUCCGCCGCUUCCCUGAAAAUGCUGGCCGUCAGAGCUCGGAACUGGACCGAGUCGACUCACCGAUUCAUCAAGCUCUGUUCCGACGCCGGAAAUGUCGAAGCUUGCUAUAUUCUCGGCAUGAUUCGAUUUUACUGCUUCCAAAAUCGGGGAAGUGGCACCUCCCUGAUGGCCAAGGCGGCGAUGGCCUCACACGCGCCGGCGCUUUACUCGCUGGCGAUUGUGCAGUUCAACGGCAGCGGCGGAUCAAAGACGGAUAAGGACCUCCGGGCCGGCGUCGCGCUUUGCGCCCGGGCGGCUUCGGUGGGCCACAUCGACGCUCUUCGCGAGCUCGGCCAUUGUUUGCAAGACGGAUACGGCGUGAAGCGGAACGUUCUUGAAGGGCGGCGACUCCUCGUCCAGGCCAACGUCCGGGAAGUGGCCGCCCUUUACGCCGCCGUCGCAAGUUCGGGUUUUGACCGUGACUCUUGGCUGGCUUUGAACCGGCCGGCCGGCGGGACGGGCAGCUGUCCAUUACUGAGUGAUUUCGGGUGCGACGUUCCGGCGCCGGAGCCCCACCCGGCGAAUAAGUUCUUGACGGAAUGGUUUGAGCCCGCCGGCGGAGUUCCGGGUCCGGGUCUUCGGGUUUGUUGCAAUCCGGGUUGCGGACGACCAGAGUUACGACGGCACGAGUUCCGUCGGUGCUCCGUGUGUGGCUCCGUCAAUUACUGCUCUCGUGCUUGCCAGGCCGUGCAUUGGCGGUCACGGCACAAAACGGACUGUGUGCCGGCGGCCGGCGGUGAGAACCCGGCGGUCAACAUUAUUUAAUAUGGAGCCGUUAUAAAUCAUUGGUGACGAAAGAUCGACAAUGACGGUGACGGUAACGGCACAUUAGUCUUCGAGGAUGGAGCCAUUGAGGUCAAACCAAAAAAAGGAAAAAGAAACUGAAAUUUGCCUG